AUGCCGAAUUUAAUCCUGGCAUUAGAAUUACCCGGAGUACAGGCUUGGUAUGGUUCACAAGGUCAAGACGAGACCUUAGAUCCGUUGGAAUGGGGGUGGGAAUUGGUGGCUGGAGAGCUCAGUCCUCUCAGCAUAACCCGGGAAGCCGGUCCCGAGGAAAUUUUAAACAAAAUUUCUUGUUCUUGUGAAACCGACUGUGGCACGAGGUGUGGGUGCCGCCGAAGUGGGUUGGAGUACUCACUUGCAUGCAAGCAUUGCGAUGGCAAUUGCUCAAACCAAAAAGGCGCUUCCAUCGGGGCCGAGAAUAGUGACGAGGAAGAAGAUGAAGAAGGUGAAGAAAAUGAAGUAGGGAAAGAAGAAGAAGAAGAAGAAAAUGAAGUAGGGAAAGAAGAAGAAGAAGAAGAAGAAGAAGAGUUUGAACAAGAUGUUUAG
Molecule: messenger RNA, 432 nt
Organism: Psylliodes chrysocephalus
Lineage: Eukaryota; Metazoa; Arthropoda; Insecta; Coleoptera; Chrysomelidae
Source: the annotation of a GenBank genome assembly